Messenger RNA from Haemonchus placei, 1575 nucleotides. NCBI's taxonomy places the organism in Eukaryota, Metazoa, Nematoda, Chromadorea, Rhabditida, Trichostrongylidae. The record is from the annotation of a GenBank genome assembly.
UGCUUUGGCCAGACGUUACCCCAUGUUUCGAAGGCGUUGCAUUCAGUGAACGAAUCCUUUCCGGAAAAAGUCCGCAUAUGGGAUUGCCAUAUUACGAUAAUUCCAUCGGAUAUGUUCGAUCAGGUGAAACCAAAAUACCUGUCAAUUGAGCGAAGUUAUCUGGCUCUUCUACGUGAGAAUGCCCUCGGUACAAUCGGUCCACGACUACACGGCCUAUACCUGAGAUAUAAUCACCUCAAAGGUGUGAAUCGAUCGAUGCUUCAGGGUCUGUCCAGCCUUCGUGAAUUGGAUCUUUCCGGUAAUCGGAUUGGUUCGUUGGUCACGGGCGUUUUCGAUUUGACGCCAGAACUUCGGGAAUUGUCCAUCAACGAUAAUGACAUCACCACCAUCGAGGAUGGCACAUUUGCCAAGUUGACGUCGUUGAAAAAGCUGAGUCUGAGUGGAAAUCAGAUCAGCGUGAUCACAAAGAACAUGUUCAAAGGACUGGACUCGUUGGAAGUUUUGAAUUUGCAAAACAAUCAAAUCACCAGCAUCGAUUGGUCAGCGUUCGCCAAUCUGAAACAGCUCAGGACUCUCGAUUUAGGAACUAAUCACUUUACUAACGUUGAAUUACGUGGCUUGGAAAAUCUUCAAAAGCUCUUCCUUAACAAUAACAGCAUCAACUCAUUGAAAAGAGUCAGUCUACGAGACCUCCCAUCUUUGAUCCUCCUAUCGCUGGAUCGAAACUCCAUCUCAGAAAUUGCUGAUGGAGAUUUGUCUGGGUUGGCUAGGAGCACUCGACUUGAAAGUUUCACCAUUGCAGCCAAUAACAUCAGCCAGAUCUCGCAGCGGGCAUUUUCACCGAUUCAGCACCUCAAUGUAUUGGCAAUGCAGAAUAAUCAACUCACUACACUCACCAAAGACGGUCAAUCCUAUCUGCGACCUUUGCGACGUUUGACAACACUGCUCGUAUCGGGGAAUCAGCUUCGUGCCAUUGGUGAACACGAUCUGCCACGAACACUUUUGGUCCUCGCCGCUGACCACAACCUUCUGGAGAAGAUCGAUGUCAAAGCGUUUGAUGGAAUGACACUGCACAAACUCUACAUCAAUAACAACAAGCUGCCAUUCCUUCACCGUCACACGUUCGAUUCCAUCUCGUUCGACACUUUGGAGGCAAUCGAUAUUACUUCGAAUGCCUGGCAGUGCGUCUGUGGUGAGGAAUGGCUGGGUGACUGGCUUGAGAAGGCUGGUGACAGCGACGUUGGCGAUGGAGUUCUUGGAUGCCUGGCGACGGCAGCUCGACGGUGUGCUGUUGAUCCCCAAAUGGAGACGGACGAGGUGCGCAGUGUGUGGGUGACGGUCACAGCCUCGAUUCUGGCCGCUGUCUCCCUGCUGAUCCUCAUCGCCAUCGCAUUCCUCUACAUCAGCGAUGGCAAACAAAGAGUGGUCCUGAUGCGGCCGUUAGUACGUCGAACGGACUCGGAUCUGCACAAACUGAUCGGUGACGUCGAUCCCCUAAUCGCACGUGAUCUAGGUGCACCACGAAAACCGCCCUCCACGGGCGAAAAGAAACGCGUCCGUUUUGAGGACAACUGA